This is a messenger RNA of Neodiprion virginianus, 7767 nucleotides long. Its product is annotated as tax1-binding protein 1 homolog B-like. Bases 536 to 3142 code for a protein of 868 amino acids. NCBI's taxonomy places the organism in Eukaryota, Metazoa, Arthropoda, Insecta, Hymenoptera, Diprionidae. The record is from RefSeq and is a predicted model, not a curated record. The transcript is spliced from 8 exons.
CUGUUCUGCCACGUAUUUAUAAGGUUCGUUCGACUCGGUAUUCGAGCGUUCCAAACGGUAUCAGAGUGCUCGGAAACGAGCAUUCGACCAAUUGCAAUCGGCCUACACCAAGAAAACUGCUAAUAAUCCUUCGUUAGUUAGGUCUCAAGCUAUAACCGAACAACCUUGUGACGGUGACGAAGAGAUUAUUUUGUUUUCCAUCAUUCAAAGGCCACAGAAAUGCUGAGUACAACUGUGGUGUGCGGCUUAUUUAUAUAACUGUCAUAGGAAAAGAACUGUUCUUCAGUGGUAAAGAUACAGCUCAUCUCAUCGAUCAUUCAUCGACGAUCUCAGCAGUUGUUUUCAUGAAUCCAAUUGGCAAGGUGUAAGCAGCAGCCGUCACCUAGCCAGCCAUACUUUCCUGGAUAAGAAUAUGUAAGUGUGGGAAAAAAUACCGAUGCCAGACAAUCAACUCGUAGAACUUUCGGCUUCUUCAGCAAAUCUUGCAGCAUAACGCACCAACCAACGUUACAUUGAAACUUGAAAACAACAAAUUAUGGCGGCCAUUAUAAAGGAAUUAGAAAUGGAUCCAUCUACUCAUUCGGAAACGGAAAAUCUGAAUCGUGUAGAUAGCGACAAUGAAGACGGUAUCUUGUCCACCUAUAGUCUACCUGCAUGUUUUGAACUAAAUCAGAGUUCUAAAGAACAACAGAGUUGUUUGACACGAUCUCAAUACGCAUUGGUUGUCUUUCAUGGAGUUGCUGAUACUUACCCUACAGACAGUGAUAUAUUGUGUCGAUACACUUUGACUGAGGAGGUGGAAGCAACACCUGGGGAUCGGAUAGUAUUAUUUGCUGUUGGGUGGUCAACGAUCAAAGAUUACAUUGUGUUUGAAUGGGCUCCAGUACCUGAGAAUGGUGAAAGAGACCUGACAGUAGUAUUUAAAGCUAUUGAUCUGCCCAAAGAUGUGAAUGAAUUCUAUCAGGUUUGCUAUGUUAGUAACGAGGGUGCAGUUUGUGGUGCAAGUAUACCAUUUCAAGUGCGCACUCCUAACAACGAAGAGUUAACAUGUGACCUUGAGGAAGAUAUGGUUGUUGUACGAUCCUCAACAGCAGUUGCACAAGAUAAACUUUUCAAGGCUCAGUUAGAUCGGAAGAUUCUAAUUAAAAAGAACAUUAAUCUUGAAACGCAACUUCGCUGUUUGCAAGAUGAACACAGUUUUGCUUUGAAACGGUUAGAUCAGCUACAAGACACUUUGUGUACAUCCGGAACGCGCAGUGCAACCUUGCAAACAGAAAUUGCCCGUUUGUUGAAUACCAUCGAUGAAUUGUUAUGCGUGAAGCAAAAAUUAGAGGAAUCCGAAUUGAAACUGAGCGACGCAGAGUGUUUUAAAAAGAAUAUGCUGGAGGAUAUUCAAGACCUAAACACUGAGAUAAGAGAAUACCAGACAGAAAUGCAUCGUCUCGAAGCAAAGGUCAAAGACUUGGAUAAUGAAUUAAUUGCAGCUACAAAGAAAAUCGAAAUUUUGCAAACGGACCUAGAAAAAUCUGGAAUCGAGGUUGCCCUCACGUGUAAGAAACUUGAAAAAAGUGAAGAGCAUGGGACACAUUUGGUAGAUAAAAUUUUUUCCCUCGAAAAUGAAUUGAAAGUGUGUAAGUUCAACCUGAACAAUUCUCAGGUGGAGAAUUUAAAACUUAAAGCAGAAUUCGAAGAUGUCUCUGAUGAAAAUACUAAGCUUAAGAAAGAGUUGCAGACCGAAAAGGAGUCUAAGGUUCAUUCAGACAUGUAUGGACACGACAUGGAUAAAGGAAGACUAGUAACUGAAAAUUCGAGGCUGCAACGGGUAACGGAAGACUUGCAAAUGAGGAUAUCAACCUUGGAACAUGAAAUAUCUGUCUUUGAGCAAGUGUUGGAGGACGCGUUUAAUGCACAAAAAAACACUUGCCCUGAACACUGUAACUUGGAGAAGGAGGUAGCUCAAUUACAGUAUCGCCUCGACAAAAUGUUGAACAAGGAAGAAACACCUGAAACUAAGCAAAGUUGUAGCAGUGCCGGUAAAUCUUCACAUUCAGAAACAGAAAUUGCCACAUUGUCGAAGUUAUUGGAUGAUUCGUUAAAAGAAAAUGAAUUACGGUUACAAGAAAACGUGGAGUUACGACUGAUGAACGAAUUCUUAGAGUCCAAAUUACCCUCGCCUGACAGAAAAUUGGAGAAUCAAAUCGUUGUUUCCUGUCCGAACGUCAGUAACACUGAUAGUUACACAUGCAGUCCAGAGAUACUCGCAUUGAAGGUUACUAACGAAGAAUUCCAACAGCAGUUGGUUGCCAAGGACGAAAAAAUUGUUGAUUUACACAUUGAAAUGGAAGCGUUGAAAAAUAAAUUCUCUGUUACCGAGAAGGAACUCAAGCUAGAGAUCGCUAACCUUGUUUCUAAAAACACUUUACUCACUCAACAGGAGAAACAAUCUCGAAUAUUAAAGGAUGAAAUGCAGAAGAUGAAAUUCAUGAAAGAAGAGUUACUUGUUCAGAACAACUCAUUGCUGGAUAGGCUUCGCAGCAGUAAAUACAAUUUACCUACGAAUACGGAAAUAAAUCCGGAUCAUAUAAAUUCAGCUUUAGAGAUCGAAAAUAAGCACUUGAAAGAGCAACUUGAAUCUAUAUAUGACGAAUUGAACGCUACUUGGAAACGAGAAAAAGCGGUGACAUUAGAGCUGGAAGAGUUUAAAGAAAAGCAGCAAUGUCUUAACAACGAAAUAGAUUCGAUGAAGAAAAUAAAAAUCUUUGCUGAAACCAAAUGUUCGUUACUUGGUGAACACAAUGAUAUGCUCUUGCAGAAGCUGAUCCGUUUCGAUAGCAAAGCACAGGAUCAUAAGUCCCGUUACGAUUACUCUUCAAAUCCGGAAUUGAAACAAAUCAGCCAAAAUGUACAGAAUGUGCUCUUGGCUGUUGAAAAGCUAGCUAGUUGUAGUAAUGCAGAAAAGUCCCAACGCUCUAUGUUAGAAGUCGAUGAUUUGAGGCACAGAUUAAUAUUGGCUAAAGAGGAAUAUGAAAGACUUCACAGAAUUAUGAUGAGUUACAGAACGAAGUAUUAUGAUUUGAAAGCAAAAUGCAAACCCAAGAAAGCACCUGCAAAAACUAAUGAUUCCACUUUGUCAACUAUCUAAAAUGUAUAAAAGUUGAAAUUUGAUGACAUUAAGCUUUCAGUUCUAUAAUCUGAAUUAGUGGUUUCCAACGAGUGACGGUACUUAUUCAUAAUGACGAAAAAUACAGCCCGAGCAGCCUGAAAAAGAAAUAAUCAUUGUAAUUAAAACAUGUUCAAGAAUUGGUAAAAAAUGUAAUCUAUCAGAAAUUGAAAUAUGUAUACACGUACAUAUGUAUACAUAUGUAUACCUAUGCAGGUUUUCUAAAACUAUAUUAAGAUAAAAAAGGCAGAAAUUUGUUAAAGACCAUAUUAUUUACUUUCAAUCGUAAAUUUUCGAAGGAAUGUCGAAAGUUUAUGAAACAAUGUUGAUAUUUGACCAAUUGGGUAUUUAGGUAUUAUCAAUGCUUUCUUCUAUUGUAACAAAAGUCAAUGAGGGCUAUUUCUUAACUUUCACAUUUUUUAUAUUCAUUUCACGUACUCAUACUUUACGUAAUUUUAUUUUGUGAUACAGAUUUUAAGAGCAAUAUCUUUGAUUCGGACUUUUAUCUAACUUGUGCAGGCGUUAGUCUGCUGCUUUAAUGAUAAGGACCGUUAUCGUAAAAAGAUGCUAAAAAAGAAUACGAAAUGAUUAUGCUGCUUUUCAAAUUUUCACGUGACGAAAGUAAAAUCAUUACGCACGGACAGUAAUGAAAUAAUAUGUUAACAUCGAAGUUUAUUUUUUAAUAAAACCAUAUAGAAAAGACUCAACUCAGUAUUCAUUAUUUAUAAUCUCACGACAUAAAUGCAAUCAAAAUCGAUUCUACAUCACCAGGGUAUUACACAAUGUUAGCAGAAAUAUAUCAAGAGAAAAGUUAAAAUCAGCACACUGACAAUGAAUGACCGACUUCAUGUGCUUAAAAUAAUGAAACUGUAUUUGGUGGCAAGAUCGUAUCGCGGUAAUAUUUUUAUCUGCAAGGCAUGGCAGUCAAAGUACUCAAAAUGUAGCAUGAUAUGGCGGUCUCUCGCAUCGAGUGUCGAACUGCGAACUGAAAUUAUAAUGUUGUUAUGACAGCUUGUACCAAUUAUCAGUAACUUAACAAACCGAAACUUGAGGUGGCUAGACUGCAUUAAAAUCUUAAAAAGUUCGCGCACGCGCAGCCGGGCAUUUAAUCUGCCAAGUUUCACGUUUUUCGAUGGACUUACCCUUUGUUCUGGGCGUAGUAAGUUACUCAUAGUUUUUGAAUUCGCGCCGCAUACGAAAAUCAAAAUUACUCGUAGAGUAUUGGAACAUGUCAAUUUUUUCAAAUCUAAUUGGUAGAAUGAGAAAUACUGGUAGUCAAAAUAAUAUACUUUAUUAUUUUCAUCAUCCCAGAUAAUAGCAAAGUAUGUAAAGAAAUUACAAAUAUCAGUCAACAACCAAUGAUAUUCUUGUAUCUACACUGCAGGGUCGUUAGCAAUUAUUUUAAUGUUGUUCUGCUUGCUUAGAAGAUUUGUUACACAGUGUUGAAUAGUUUCUUAUAGACAUAUUUUAUUUUAUACAGUGCCUAAAUCACGUUACUUAAAUCGAAUAACUUUUUUACAUUGAAGUCGUAUCAUCUAUGUAGAGACUCGGAUUAAUAUUUAAAUCUUUUUUUAGUCUAUCAGAGUAAUCCUAUACAUAAUUUUUAUAAUAGCACCGACUUGCGAAUUCUUUUGGAAAUGUCAUGACCGUAAUUUGCAAUUCGCCAUACUUUUUUAUUCCAACGGGCUAAAAUUAAUUUUCUAAGGCCACUAGGGUUUAUGAGUUCAAUAUGAGAAUACUUUUCAUGGCAAACUGCGUUGAAAUGUAAAUGCCACAACUUCACUUCUGUGACAGAGCCUGUGCAAAGCGUAAGCAUCCAGUAAACGAAACUGGCACCUAGGAAAUUGCAGGAGAAUAGAUGAAUUGUUAAUUCUGUAAAUAUGAAAUAUUUCAAUGCUUUUUUCACCAACUUAUACGUAGAAUGAAUCACAAAUUCACAAAAACAAAAUGCAUGAAGUAUCAAAUUCAUACCGGCAUAUAAUAUGAAAGCUUUGCUUCAGUUAAAACUUUUUAAAUUUCCAAAUUGGUCGUCGGAAUUUGGAAAAAGAUAAAUACAAUUCAUCGUUCUGUAAAUUAAUAAAUAAAUAUCUUCUCUCAUCUAGAGUAUUUGAAAAAAAUAUAUCAUCCUAAAAAUAAUGUAUACUACUAUAUUACAAAGGAACCACAAUUGGUUUCAUGCUUAUUUACAAUAAAUGUAUUUACGUCCUGAAACUUUCUAAUGGUUACCAUACAUAAAGGUAAUAAUUAUUUUUGUGGCGAGUGCGCAGAAAAUCCCUGUGUACGCAAAUGCCACAAAUCUUAUUUUCUGAGCUAGUUUUUAUAAGCAUUAGCUCGUAGAAAUCGAUUUUUAAGCACUAGUGCUCAUAAAAACUACAAAGUAAUCAAGAACCGAAGAUACGAUAUAUUAACUUAGAGAUUAUUAAGAAAUAUAUGCAGAAUAUACGGGAUAUUCCUACUGUCGGGAAUCGGAGUGAGUAACUCCGAUUGUUCUCGAUGUCUAUAAUUGAUGGCCUCCUGUCCCUCCUUUUCUGAGGUAUGUAUAAAUGCAGAGGCCGGCAGACUCGAUUUCAUUGCAUUGGUGCAGCAAUGAUGGGUAUCAUCAACGCUGUUAUUAAUAUAUGUGUACGUGAAAAAGCACUGCAGUAAUACAAGGAAAUCUUAAUCUGUUACAGAGUAUAUAUAAUGGAAUAGUGUGCGUACAAUAUUUGUGGUUCAUCUCUGAAUUAUACGUUUUUAUACAAGGAGUUAUUAAUGGCCAAGGUUUGUGACAUUUUGAAUAUUAAAUAUCUGAUUUAACACUGAUGUGAAUAUUAUACAUUUUUGGUACCUUAUAUCUAAAUGUAUACGAUUUCAAUAUUUGUUCUGAGAUUCGAAAAUUUUAUUUCUUGACUCAAUAUGCCGAUAAACGCGAAUUAAAUCUAACAAAAAUCAAUUCAUCUGUAAAAUGGACGUUAUAAACACAGAGGGGUAAGUGAUAUUCAAAAUAAAAAUUUUCCAAUCAAGGAUACUUCAAUGCCUAAUCUCAAUGGAAAUUACAAUUUCAUUUCUGUAGAUGAGAUAUCUUGUUAUACCUAUAGUACAGUGGAACUUUAAUUAAAGGCAUUCGGAUUGAGUUCAAUUCCACGAGGCGAACGUUUGUUUACAUUUUUUUUUCUUAUUCAGAAUGCAUAACGCAGAGUGCCAACAUCGGGACUUGUACUCUAAUCCGUUGGCCUUAAAACAUUAAUAAACUAGCCGAACUGAUCGUUCGUGUGUGGUACGUCAUAUAAAAAUUUAAUUUCUAUCGUCUUGUUUCCAACUCACGUUUGAUUACGUAUCUACAUGCAAUCAUUUGUACCGUUUCUCUACAUUAAAAAUUACCUAACAAACGUAUUUUUAAAGAUCACUGUUUUUUACUUAUCAAAUAAUUUUGACUCUCACCAUUCUUAAUUUUGUUGAAAAUUUUUUGGGUAGUAUUAGCAUCUCUACAGCUCACCAUUCAUUCAAUUUAUACCGUUUUUAAUCGUAUUACUUUUGGUUAGAAAUGAUAUAACCCUCUCAAUUUCUUUUCACCAUUCUCGAAAGAUUUUCAAAUAUUUCAAUUUCUGUUCUGACGAUUUUAAGAUUGGUCUCAUGGUGGAAUGCAUUUGCUCUUAGUAUUUUUUUUUUUGACCACUGAAAAUUUUGAAUCUAUCAAAACCAACGUUUAACGUUUUCCACUCUGUGAAAAGCACAUUGAAAUUCCGAACAAUGUGAAAUUAAUUUUUUUACUAAUUUUUAUCACAAUUACAAAGGAUUAUUUUCAAAAGCAAUAAUAUUUCAUUCGAAUGUUUUCAAUCUUCACAGAAAUUAUAUUUCCUAUUUCAAUUAAUUUCCGAUUGACUUCCUAAAGGAUUUAAUUUUAUAAAUCUAUAUUUUACAAUGCGCUUCGGUAAUUCUCCCUAAUUACCGUUUAGUGUAGCUUGUACCUGCUGAAAAUUGAAGAAAAAUUAAUUUCGCAUUCUACGUCAUUUCAAUGUGCUAUUCAUAGUGCAAAAUGUUUCAGAAUUUAUUAUCGAAACGUUAAAGAUUGUUCUUUACCCAUCUAAAAUUUUCAGAGUACUCAAACAAUUAGAAAAAAAAUUUCACGAUUAUGAAGCCAAUCUUAUAUCUGAUUCGUUAUCUAGAUGGCAUUUGGAUUCUUUUUUUUUCAUUUCAUUUCGUUAUUCAAAUAACUCGAAACUUACUAAAAUAGGACCUAUUCGAAAUAUAAUCAGUUUUAAAUUAAAAGUAGUGCUUCGAUUGAGAUCGAGAUCAUAAAAAUCUGAUAAUCCGCUCUCGAGAUAUUAUUUGAAUUAUAUGCGAUUAGCUAGAUCUCAGAACGUGAAGUUCGGUUAGAAGCUCAAUUUUUAAUUUUCGGGGUGAUUAUAAUAACUUUUCUUAAUCUCGUUGCUCGAAAAAUAAAAUGACGGAAAAUUGAUAAAAAAUAAAUAAAUUGUAGGGUUUAGAAAUGCUACUAAUAUCCGUACUAAUUUUUAUAAAAUUAAAAAUGGUGACUGUUAAUGUUAAUUGAUUUUGCAUGGAAUGGCUUACAUAUAGGCCACUCCAUAUUAACCAACUUAAGUCGACGUUAUCCUUCCUUGGAUUAA